Messenger RNA from Gorilla gorilla gorilla (western lowland gorilla), 2544 nucleotides. RefSeq names its product flavin containing dimethylaniline monoxygenase 3 (gene FMO3). The record is from RefSeq and is a predicted model, not a curated record. The coding region runs from base 635 to 2173 and encodes 512 amino acids. The transcript is spliced from 8 exons. Lineage: Eukaryota; Metazoa; Chordata; Mammalia; Primates; Hominidae. Gene Ontology annotation, molecular function: flavin adenine dinucleotide binding; N,N-dimethylaniline monooxygenase activity; NADP binding.
GUAUUUUGGAAGAAGAUAACUUGUUUUCUAAUUUCACAGAUUCACAGAUAGAAAUUUUGCCUCAUCCUGGUCCAUAUCCAGAGUCUCAUUUAUACCUGAUUUAGAUAAUUUAUAUGAUGAUGAGAUUUUGGACUUUUGAAUUGAAAAUACAUAAAUGACAGUUGAGACUUGAUUUCAUGCUGCUAUGGGUUGAGACUUUGAGGAUGUUGGGAUUGGGUUAAUGUAUUUUGCAGAUGGGAUGGAUGUGAAUCCUUGGGAACCAGAGGAUGGCCUGUAAUAGGCUGAACAAUUGAACAAUGCCCCUCCUCAAAGAUAUUGCAUCCAAAUUCCUGGAACCUGUAAAUGUUAUCUUACUUACAAGAGAAAAGGGUAUUUGCAAAUAUAAUUAAGUUAAAAAUCUUAAGAUGGAGAGAUUUUUCUGCAUUAUGUGGGUGAGCCCCAAAUGCUAUAAUGAAUGCAUCGUUAAAAGAGAGAGGCAGAGGGAGAUUUAACACAAAGAGAAGAGAGAAGGUGAUGUGAUGACCUCAACAGAAAGAGAGAAAUUUGAAGAUGCUAUGCUCUAUCUUUGAUGAUGGCCAGAGAAGCCAUGAGUGAAGGCGUACAAGAGGGGUCUUGCCACUGAAAAAAAUAAGAAAUGCCAGCAUCCACCAGAAGCCAGAAGAGGCAAGGAAUGGAUUCUCUCCUGGAGCCUCUGAAAAUGAACAUGGACCAUGCAGAGGAGGGCAGGGCUAGCAUUUACAAAUCAGUCUUUUCCAAUUCUUCCAAAGAGAUGAUGUGUUUCCCAGACUUCCCAUUUCCCGAUGACUUCCCCAGCUUUAUGCACAACAGCAAGAUCCAGGAAUAUAUCAUUGCAUUUGCCAAAGAAAAGAACCUCCUGAAGUACAUACAAUUUAAGACAUUUGUAUCCAGUGUAAAUAAACGUCCUGAUUUUGCAACUUCUGGCCAGUGGGAUGUUACCACUGAAAGGGAUGGUAAAAAAGAAUCGGCUGUCUUUGAUGCUGUAAUGGUUUGUUCCGGACAUCAUGUGUAUCCCAACCUACCAAAAGAGUCCUUUCCAGGACUAAACCACUUUAAAGGCAAAUGCUUCCACAGCAGGGACUAUAAAGAACCAGGUGUAUUCAAUGGAAAGCGUGUCCUGGUGGUUGGCCUGGGGAAUUCGGGCUGUGAUAUUGCCACAGAACUCAGCCACACAGCAGAACAGGUCAUGAUCAGCUCCAGAAGUGGCUCCUGGGUGAUGAGCCGGGUCUGGGACAAUGGUUAUCCUUGGGACAUGCUGCUCGUCACUCGAUUUGGAACCUUCCUCAAGAACAAUUUACCAACAGCCAUCUCUGACUGGUUGUACGUGAAGCAGAUGAAUGCAAGAUUCAAGCAUGAAAACUAUGGCUUGAUGCCUUUAAAUGGAGUCCUGAGGAAAGAGCCUGUAUUUAAUGAUGAGCUCCCAGCAUGCAUUCUGUGUGGCAUUGUGUCCGUAAAGCCUAACGUGAAGGAAUUCACAGAGACCUCGGCCAUUUUUGAGGAUGGGACCAUAUUUGAGGGCAUUGACUGUGUAAUCUUUGCAACAGGGUAUAGUUUUGCCUACCCCUUCCUUGAUGAGUCUAUCAUCAAAAGCAGAAACAAUGAGAUCAUUUUAUUUAAAGGAGUAUUUCCUCCUCUACUUGAGAAGUCAACCAUAGCAGUGAUUGGCUUUGUCCAGUCCCUUGGGGCUGCCAUUCCCACAGCUGACCUCCAGUCCCGCUGGGCAGCACAAGUAAUAAAGGGAACUUGUACUUUGCCUUCUAUGGAAGACAUGAUGAAUGAUAUUAAUGAGAAAAUGGAGAAAAAGCGCAAAUGGUUUGGCAAAAGCGAGACCAUACAGACAGAUUACAUUGUUUAUAUGGAUGAACUCUCCUCCUUCAUUGGGGCAAAGCCCAACAUCCCAUGGCUGUUUCUCACAGAUCCCAAAUUGGCCAUGGAAGUUUAUUUUGGCCCUUGUAGUCCCUACCAGUUUAGGCUGGUGGGCCCAGGGCAGUGGCCAGGAGCCAGAAAUGCCAUCCUGACCCAGUGGGACCGGUCGUUGAAACCCAUGCAGACACGAGUGGUCGGGAGACUUCAGAAGCCUUGCUUCUUUUUCCAUUGGCUGCAGCUCUUUGCAAUUCCUAUUCUGUUAAUUGCUGUUUUCCUUGUGUUGACCUAAUCAUCAUUUUCUCUAGGAUUUCUGAAAGUUACUGACAAUACCCAGACAGGGGCUUUGCUAUUUAAAAAUUAAAAUUUUCACACCACCUGCUUUUCUAUUCAGCAUCUUUUGCAGUACUCUAUAGACAUUAGUCAGUAACACAGUGUUAUUUCUAGGCUCUGAAAUAGCCACUUUAAGAAUCAUGUCAUGAUCUUAAGAGAGCACUAAUCAUUUCUGUUUGGGUUCCACUAACACUUCAAAAUCAGAACUAUGUUCUUUAUAUCUAACUUAAAUCAUUUCCUGAAACAUUUUGACAUGAUUCCUUUUUCCUUUUAAACAAUGUAUGAAAGAUGUAUUUUAAAUCUAAAUAAAGAGCAAAUUAAGCAGAAUAA